This is a messenger RNA of Podospora pseudopauciseta, 3749 nucleotides long. RefSeq lists its product as uncharacterized. The coding region runs from base 237 to 3530 and encodes 1097 amino acids. Gene Ontology annotation, cellular component: cytoplasm; nucleus. Lineage: Eukaryota; Fungi; Ascomycota; Sordariomycetes; Sordariales; Podosporaceae. The record is from RefSeq and is a predicted model, not a curated record. Gene Ontology annotation, molecular function: small GTPase binding; nuclear import signal receptor activity. The transcript has 3 exons. Gene Ontology annotation, biological process: protein import into nucleus.
GAAAAUGGUAGAAAAUCUGAUUUUUUUUUUUUCUCAUUCUCGUCGGUGGUGGCCCGGGACAUUCCCUCCUCCUUCCCACAAACGCAUCAUCUCCCUCACUGCCCACCUUCCCAGGCGGAGACUGUCUCUUGACUUUUCUUUUUAUUCCCCUUCCCCUUCGCCCUCCUUCUGUUUGUUGAUACCCAUUUCCAUUGCAUUUCUCUUUCUGUUUUUGUUUGUCAUUGCCUGGCUGCAUCAUGGACAAGCAAACGUUGGUGGGCCUCCUCGUGGACUCACAAGUCCCCGAUACCCAGAGAGUCAAGGCCGUCACGGCUGAGCUCCAACAAAACUACUUCAAAGACCCCCAGUCGCUCCUCCUCCUGAUCGAGAUUGUUGCGACACACGAGGACCCCAAUGUUCGGCAGCUCGCCUCGGUCCAGGCCGCCCGCCUGGCCGUCAAGCACUGGGAAAAGGUCGCCGCAGAACAGAAGGGCCAGGUCCGCGAGGCUCUCGUCCAGGCUGUCAUGAGAGAGCAGCUCGCCAGAGCCCGCCAUGCCGAGUCCCGUCUCGUCGCCGCCAUCGCUGCCCUUGAUCUGGAGGAUGGCCAGUGGCCCGACCUGGUGCCUUCGCUGCUCAACUUGGGCGCCAACGCCGAUGUCACACAGCGCGAGAUUGGCUCCUUCAUCAUCAUGAGUGUUCUCGAGGAGAACCCAGUCGCGUUUGCCGACGACAUGAUGAAGUUGCUCGAGCUUUUCAGCCAUACCCUUCGUGACUCGGCCAGCGCAGAGGUUCGCAUCAACAGCAUGAUGUCGGUUGGCGCUAUGCUCAUGCUCUUCGAGCCUCUCGAGGAUGAGGAGAGCGUCGCCAAGCUCCAGACCCUCAUCCCCGCCAUGGUGGAUGUGCUCAAGGAUGCUGUCACGGCCCAGGACGAUGAGAAGAUAACCAACGCCUUCGAGGUCUUCCAGCAAUUCCUGGCUUAUGAGUCCGCGUUACUUGGCAAUUAUCUCAGGGACCUGGUCCAGUUCAUGGUCGAUCUCGCGGCCAACAAGCAGGCGGACGAUGACGUUCGCUCCCAGGCCAUCUCCUUCCUGGUUCAGACUGUUCGCUACCGCCGCAUGAAGAUCCAAGGCAUGAAGGGCAUGGGCGAGCAGCUCACACAAAAGAGCUUGUUGAUCCUCACCGAGAUUGACGAUGACGAGGAUGAGGACGAGAUGUCCCCUGCCCGCUCUGCUCUCUCCUUGUUGGACGCACUGUCGAGUGAUCUCCCUCCUCGCCAAGUCAUUGUCCCUCUGCUUGAUGCGCUUCCACAGAUGACCAGCCACGCCGAGCCAGGGUUCAGAAAGGCCGGUGUCCUUGCCCUCGGCAACGUGGUCGAGGGUUCCCCGGAUUUCGUCGCCUCCCAGAUCGAGUCCAUCAUGCCAUCUGUCAUCGCCCUCCUGAACGAUAACGAUGUCGGCGUUCGUCACACGGCCUUGAUUGGCCUUGCCCACCUUGCCGACGAGAUUGCCGAGGAGCUUAUUCCCUUCAACGAGGCUAUCAUGACCGGUCUAGUCAAGAACCUCCAGGCUGCCACUGCCGAGACUCAGGACCAGUCUCUUGCCAAGAAGAAUAUCGAGAUCAUCCGCUCCGUUUGCGGUGCUCUUGAUGCCAUGUCUGACGCCCUCGAAUCCGACUUCAUGAAGCAAUACUCUGGUGAGCUUAUUGGCCUCAUCGGCGGUCUUAUCAACCACGACAAUCACAAGGUCAAGAUCGCUGCCUCUGGCGCCCUGGGUGCCAUUGCCGAGUCUCUGGGCUCCGACUUCAAGCCUUCUUUCGAGACGAUUGUCCGUGCUCUUGCCCCUUACCUCCAGAUCAAGAGCUCCGAGGAUGACUUGGCUGUGCGCAGUGGUGUCUUGGAUGCCAUGGCUCGCAUGGCGGUAUCCGUCGGUGCCGAAGCUUUCCAACCAUAUGUGGUGGACAUCAUGCAGUCAAGCCACGAGGGACUCCACCUCGAUAACACCCGCCUCAGGGAGUCCAGCUUCAUUCUCUGGAGCAGCUUGGCCAAGGUCUACGGAAAGGAGUUUGCGCCCUUCUUGCCUGACGUUUUCCAGGCCCUUUUCAACAGCCUCCAGUUGGAGGAGGAGGAAAUGGUCCUCAAGCUGAGCGAGGAAGAGAAGGGAAUUGUCGGCACCGAUGACGACAUCAUCGCCGCUGGUAAGAAGAUCAAGAUCAAGGAUCUCGAGGAUGAGGAGAGCUUCAUGGAGGAAGACGAUGAUGACGAUGAGUGGGACGAGAUUGGUGUUUCUCUCGAGGCGCUGGAGAAGGAGGUUGCUCUUGAGAUCCUCGGUGACCUGCUCACCCACGCUUGCGGCCCUGCCGAGAUUGCCCAAUACCUCGAGAAGUCGAUCGAGAUGGUCGCCCCUCUCGCCGAGCACUCGUACGAGGGCUGCCGCAAGUGCGCUAUUUCCACCUUGUGGCGUGCGUAUGCGCGUGUCUGGCAGCUCAUGGAGCAGGAGACUGGCAGCAGCUGGGAGCCCGGUCUUCCCCUCAAGCAGGCCCCCACCCAAACCAUUGUCAAGCUUGGGGAGAUUGUCACCAAGGCCACCAGCGCCAUUUGGCAGCAAGAAGCCGACCGGUCUGUUGUUACCGACAUCAACCGUAAUGUUGCGGCCACUCUCAAGACCUGUGGACCGGCUAUUAUUGCCGACAACGUCUUCCUGACCGAGACCAUCACUGCUGUUGGUGCCAUCAUCACUCGCUCCCACCCCUGCCAGCAGGAUCUUGGCGAUGACGACGAGGAGCAGGAGGUGCUGGGUUCAUCCGAGUACGACUGGCUUGUUAUUGACACGGCCCUUGACGUCGUGAUUGGCCUUGCUAUUGCCCUCGGCCCUGACUUCAACGAGCUCUGGAAGAUCUUCGAGAAGCCCAUCCUCAAGUUCGCCGGUUCCGAGGCCGAGAACAUUGAGAGGUCCACCGGCGUCGGCGUCAUUGCUGAGUGCGCUGCCAACAUGGGCGAGACUGUUACCCCCUACACCGAGAAGCUCCUGAAGCUGCUUCUCAAGCGCUUGUCGGAUACGGACCAGGAGACCAAGAGUAAUGCUGCGUAUGCUGUUGGACAGCUCAUCUUCAGUUCCACGGCUUCCAACAUCUACCUUCCUCACUACCAGACCAUUCUCCAAAAGCUUGAGCCCAUGCUCCAGAUCCCUGAGGCUCGCAUCAAGGACAAUGCUGCUGGCUGCCUCUGCCGCAUGAUCAUGGCUCACGCUGACCAGGUCCCUCUUCCUCACGUCCUCCCUGCUCUUGUCGGUCUCCUACCGCUGAAGGAGGACUUUGAGGAGAACACGCCUGUCUACCAGUGCAUCAGCAAGUUGUUUGAGCUGAACGAGCCUACCAUCCAAGGCCUCGCCCCCCAGCUUAUUCCCGUGUUUGAGGCUGUCCUCAGCCCUCCCGCGGAUCAGCUCGACGACGAGACCCGCGAGAUUGUUCGCCACAUGGUGCAAGGACUGUUCAAGCUCAACCAGGGACUGUUUAACAACCACCCAACCGUUUUGCAGUUGGCUGGUCUCGCUUGAGCUGGUGAUGCUAGGCAGAUGAGGUGUCCGGGCGUUUGAUGCAUAGCGUGGAAUGGGUGGAUGUUUUUUUGAUGGUUUCCAUCGUCAGCACUUUGUGCUAUGAGUUUUCUGACCUGAUGAUAUGGGACAAGGGAGGGUUAUUAGGCGCACAGGUUCGGCGGAGGCUCUGGGUUUAUAUAAAAAGUUUUGGCCAAGCAGGCAACCCCCUUGUUAGGAAUC